GCGCUUCCUCCUUCGCUCACUUUCGCUUCCGCCGGAGCGCGGGUCCCGCCGCCGCCCGAGCAUGGACGACCCGGACUGCGACUCGACCUGGGAGGAGGACGAGGACGAGGACGGCGAGGGCGCGAGCGCUGGGGGCGACGAGGACGGCGAGGCCGGCGCCCCAGGGGACGCGGACGCGGAGGACGAGGACGAGGACGAAGAGGACGCGCCGGCGGCGCGGCCCGGCGCGCUCCAGGCCAGGACGACGGGGUCCCGAAACUGGCGAGCCGCGCGCGACACACGCAGGUACCGGCACCACUACCCGGAUUUGAUAGAACGGGAUGGCAACGGUGACAUGCCAAACCUGAGUUUCUACAGAAACGAGAUCCGGUUCCUGCCCAACGGCUGUUUCAUUGAAGACAUUCUUCAGAACUGGAGGGAGGACUACGACGUCCUGGAAGAGAAUCACUCCUACAUCCAGUGGCUGUUUCCUCUGCGUGAACCUGGAGUGAACUGGCAUGCCAAGCCCCUCACGCUCCGGGAGGUUGAGGCAUUUAAAAGCUGCAAGGAGGUCAGGGAGCGGUUUGUGCAGGCCUACGAGCUCAUGCUGGGGUUCUACGGGAUCCAGCUAGAAGACAGGAGCUCGGGUCAGGUGCGCCGAGCACAGAACUACCAGAAGCGCUUCCAGAACCUCAACUGGUGAGGACCGCCCCUCCCCCACCACAACCUCCGCAUCACGCUCAU
Molecule: messenger RNA, 723 nt
Organism: Herpailurus yagouaroundi (jaguarundi)
Lineage: Eukaryota; Metazoa; Chordata; Mammalia; Carnivora; Felidae
Gene: OGFR
Product: opioid growth factor receptor
Exons: 8
Coding region: 62-682 (206 amino acids)
Cellular component (GO): membrane
Molecular function (GO): opioid growth factor receptor activity
Source: RefSeq, a predicted model, not a curated record